This is a messenger RNA of Ornithorhynchus anatinus (platypus), 1347 nucleotides long. RefSeq names its product Ras converting CAAX endopeptidase 1 (gene RCE1). The record is from RefSeq and is a predicted model, not a curated record. Gene Ontology annotation, cellular component: endoplasmic reticulum membrane. NCBI's taxonomy places the organism in Eukaryota, Metazoa, Chordata, Mammalia, Monotremata, Ornithorhynchidae. The transcript has 8 exons. Bases 16 to 1023 code for a protein of 335 amino acids. Gene Ontology annotation, biological process: CAAX-box protein processing. Gene Ontology annotation, molecular function: metalloendopeptidase activity.
CGCCCAGGGAGCGCGAUGGCGGCGCUGGGCGGGGACGGGCUGCGCCUGCUGUCGCUCUCCGGGCCCCAGCGGGAGCCCGAGGCGGCGGGGGCGGCGGCGGCGCGGUCGGGCCCGGGGCCGGGCCUCUGCUGCUGCUGGGUGUCCGUCUGCUCCUGCCUCAGCCUCGCCUGCUCCUACGUGGGCAGCCUCUACGUGUGGAAGAGUGAGCUGCCCAGAGACCACCCGGCCGUCAUCAAGAGGCGUUUCACCAGCGUCCUGGUGGUGUCCGGCCUGUCCCCGCUGUGCCUCCUGCUCUGGAGGGAGCUCACCGGCAUCCAGCCAGGCACACCCCUGUUCACCUUGAUGGGCUUCAGGUUGGAAGGCAUCUUCCCGGCCGCGCUGCUGCCCCUGGUGCUCACCAUGGUCCUGUUCCUGGGCCCCCUGCUGCAGCUGACCAUGGACUGCCCCCGGGACCUGGCAGAGGGCCUGAAAACCGCUCUGGCUCCCCGCGCCUGGGCGCGCUCCCUGACGGACAUGCGGUGGCUGCGGAACCAGGUGAUCGCGCCGCUGACGGAGGAGCUGGUGUUCCGAGCCUGCAUGCUGCCCAUGCUCACGCCCUGCACCGGCCUGGGCCCCGCCAUCUUCACCUGUCCCCUCUUCUUCGGCGUCGCCCAUUUCCACCACAUCAUUGAGCAGCUGCGGUUCCGCCAGGGCAGCGUCGGGAGCAUCUUCCUGUCCGCAGCCUUCCAGUUCUCCUACACCGCCGUCUUCGGGGCCUACACCGCCUUCCUCUUCAUCCGCACAGGGCACCUGAUCGGGCCGGUGCUCUGCCACUCGUUCUGCAACUACAUGGGCUUCCCGGCGGUGUGGGCGGCGGUGGAGCACCCGCAGCGGCGCCCGUUGCUGGCCGCCUACGCCCUGGGCGUCGGCCUCUUCCUGCUGCUGCUGCAGCCGCUGACCGACCCCGGCCUCUACGGCAGCCUCCCCCUCUGCCUGCUCCAGGAGAGGGCCUCCGGGGGGGCCGGCGCGCCCCUCUGCUCCUGACCCCCACCCGCAGCCCCCCGCGGACUCGCUGGGGUCCCCGUGAUCUCAGGAAUUUUUUGUAGCCGAGGAGGAGGAAGAGGGGGCCGCAGCCCGGCCCCCCCGCCCCCCGGGGGGCGGGGAGCGGAGAGAGGAGCCGAUGGCGCCCCGUCCCCGCCUCCCCGUGUCGGACCCGGGGCUCCCCCGGACCCCCGGCUCCUCUCCCCCUCUCGGGGAGCCGCUCGGGGGGGGGGGCGCCGCGCCCUCCCCCGAUUCCCAGGGUUUUCUCAUUUGUCUUUUUGCAUCGGACUUUGUAUUCGGAGAUUAAAGAGAUUUAACUUGCUGUAA